Acanthopagrus latus (yellowfin seabream) is the source of this 887-nucleotide messenger RNA. It is a transcript of the gene gpx1b, whose product is annotated as glutathione peroxidase 1b. Lineage: Eukaryota; Metazoa; Chordata; Actinopteri; Spariformes; Sparidae. Gene Ontology annotation, biological process: hydrogen peroxide catabolic process; response to hydrogen peroxide; response to selenium ion. The transcript is spliced from 2 exons. Gene Ontology annotation, molecular function: glutathione peroxidase activity. Gene Ontology annotation, cellular component: mitochondrion; cytosol. The record is from RefSeq and is a predicted model, not a curated record.
CUGAAGACGCUGAAGGAGGCAGAGUGUCGCUGGUACGUGAGCAAAGUAUCGGGGCACUUGGGUGAAGGAGGCAGACGAGCACCAUGGCGAAGUUUUACGACCUCACGGCCAAACUACUAACAGGGGAAACACUUAAUUUUUCCUCCCUGCAGGGGAAAGUUGUCCUCAUUGAGAAUGUGGCGUCUCUCUGAGGUACGACCACCAGGGACUACACCCAGAUGAACGAGCUCCACGAGCGGUACGCCGGCAAGGGGCUCGUUAUCCUGGGAGUGCCCUGCAACCAGUUCGGCCACCAGGAGAACUGCAAGAAUGAUGAAAUCCUCAUGUCCCUGAAGUACAUCCGUCCUGGAAAUGGCUUUGAGCCAAAGUUCCAGCUCCUGGAGAAGGUAGACAUUAACGGAAAGGAUGCCCAUCCCCUGUUUGUGUUCCUGAGGGAAAAGCUCCCGUUCCCCAGCGACGAGCCAUCCGCCCUGAUGACUGACCCCAAGCUGAUCAUCUGGAGCCCGGUCUGCAGGAACGACGUGGCCUGGAACUUCGAGAAGUUCCUCAUUGGGCCGGACGGAGUUCCCUUCAAGCGUUACAGCAGGAAGUUCCUCACCAGCGACAUCGACGGAGACAUUAAGAAGCUCCUCGAGAAGGCAAACUGAAGGCCCGUCAGCUCACUUUUUCCGUCCAAAACAGUCUGACAAGAUGUGCUCACCUGUACACAAUCUGCUCUGUUCUGUUCUUUUACUAUAUGAAGACAUCCUCUGAAACCAAGCUAGUUGUGAGGAGGGUAUCUGAUCAAAUGUAAAAGGCUGAAUGUUUUCAGCUGCAUUGGGUGCAUGUCAAGCACAGCUGUGGUGUGAUGUAUUAACCAGACCAAUAAAUGUAUUUUUCAAACAGUU